This is a messenger RNA of Vicia villosa (hairy vetch), 1235 nucleotides long. RefSeq lists its product as uncharacterized. Bases 138 to 1052 code for a protein of 304 amino acids. Gene Ontology annotation, cellular component: membrane. Lineage: Eukaryota; Viridiplantae; Streptophyta; Magnoliopsida; Fabales; Fabaceae. The transcript has 2 exons. Gene Ontology annotation, biological process: transmembrane transport. The record is from RefSeq and is a predicted model, not a curated record. Gene Ontology annotation, molecular function: channel activity.
UAUGCUUUCUCUGACUUCUCUCUUUCCACACCCUGUUGAUUGCAUUAAAGUGAUUCUCCACUAGCAAUGUUUGGCAAACUCUUACGAUAAAUAGCCACACCCUAAACUCAUUUGUGUACUUCAAACAUUGAGAUCACAUGGAUCCCUCUCAUUCAAGAGUUGUAAGCAUGAACAUUGAUCAAGGAUUCCCUUCUGCUCACAAGAAGUCUCCAAAUUUUCUUUCUUCCAUCGGUGCUCAUGAAUUCUUAUCAAUUGAGACAUGGAAAGCAGCUUUAACGGAAUUAAUAGCAACAACCUUACUUAUGUUUACUCUAAUAAGUUCUAUUGUUGCAUGUUUGGAUUCAUCGCACAAUCCUCAAUUUAUAAUCCCUUUUGCAGUCUUCUUCAUAGCCUUCUUAUUCCUAAAUGUCACAGUUCCUCUGACGGGUGGUCAUAUGAGUCCUGUUUUCUCAUUCAUAGCUGCUCUAAAAGGUGUUAUCACUCUUUCUCGUGCACUUCUUUAUGUCUUAGCACAAUGCAUUGGCGCAAUACUUGGUUUCUUUAUACUCAAGUGUGUAAUGGACCCUAAAUUAAUAGAAACAUACUCCUUAGGAGGUUGUUCCCUUGGUGACAAAGAACAAAAUCCUAAUAUAAUAAAGCCACAAGAUGCAUUAUUGAUUGAAUUCACUUGCACAUUUUUGGUACUAUUUGUGGGUCUCACAUGUGCUUUUGACAAAAGAAGGCACAAAGAUAUGGGCUUGCAAAAGAUUUGUAUGGUGGUAGCAGGCUCUCUAGCACUAGCAGUAUUUGUGUCUAUAACAGUAACUGGACAUGCUGGAUAUGCUGGUGUUGGGAUGAAUCCAGCAAGAUGCUUAGGCCCAGCAUUGCUUCAUGGGGGCUCAUUAUGGAAUGGACAUUGGGUUUUUUGGGUUGGACCAUUCUUGGCAUGCUUAGUGUAUUAUAGCGUUUCUAUUAAUCUACCAAAAGAGAGUUUGGAUUGGGUUGAUGGAGAAUAUGAUAUCUUAAGGUUGGCGGUCGGUUCUUGCGGGACUCUCUCUGCUAGUGCAGUCUGAAAUAAUAUUAUACUAUAAAAUAACAUAGUAUUGUUGGUUAUUUUGUAUUUGCAAAUAUACAUAGUCAAUAAUUUGUGAUAAGAAAAAAUAUCAAUCUCAUGAUGAUUGUAUUAAGCAUUUUUAACUUCACGCAAUAAUUUGUGAAGUAAACACGAGUAAUAGUAACAAUAAUUUUAUGUGUCA